This is a messenger RNA of Camellia sinensis, 660 nucleotides long. NCBI's taxonomy places the organism in Eukaryota, Viridiplantae, Streptophyta, Magnoliopsida, Ericales, Theaceae. The record is from RefSeq and is a predicted model, not a curated record.
AUGAUUAUCACUGGAGAUGACACAGUGGAUAUUUCUAGUCUCAAACAGUUUCUCCAUCGCCAGUUUGAGAUGAAAGAUUUGGAUGCACUUAGCUACUUCCUUGGCUUGGAAAUUUCUCAAGAUUCCUCUGGUUAUUUUCUUACCCAGGCCAAGUAUACUUCUAAUCUUUUGGCUCGUGCUAGCCUUACCGAUUACAAGACUAUCACUACUCCAGUUGAUCCUCAGACUCGUCUUACGUCUCUUGACAGUCCCCUAUUAUCAAAUGCAACUUUAUAUUGUCAGCUAGUUGGUAGUCUUGUCUAUCUCACACUGUAUGCCUUUUCUAAUGCCGAUUGGGCAGGGAAUCCUACCGAUCGUCGUUCCACUACUGGGUUCUACUUCUUCUUAGGAAACUCUUCCAUUUCCUGGCGUAGCAAGAAGCAAACCCUUGUUGCUCGUUCUAGUACCGAGGCUGAGUAUCGUGCUCUUGCAGACACUACUCAGGAGCUUGUGUGGCUUCUUUCUGACAUGGGUGUUUCUCAUUCAGCUGCCACUAAUCUUUAUUAUGACAAUCAAAGUGCUAUUCAGAUUACCGCCGACCUCUUCACCAAAGCUCAUCUUCCAGGCCGCUUCUCUGAUCUCCUCUCCAAGCUCAAAUUGAUAUCUGACUUACCACCUUGA